CCAGGACCGCGGGAGAUGGAGGAGAAGGAGCAGCUGCGGCGGCAGAUCCGUCUCCUGCAGGGUCUCAUAGAUGACUACAAAAACUUACAUGGCAAUGCCCCAGCCUCAUCAACUACCCAGUGGCAUCCGUCCACAUAUAGCAGUGGCAGAGUUUUCAGCCCCCGAUAUUCUCGCCCUGGUCGGAGGGGUUUCCCACCACACCAUGGGCCCUCAUGGCGGAAAAAAUACUCCCUUGUGAAUCGACCUUCAGGAUCCAUGGAUCAGCCUGGUGAUAAUGGAAGUACCAGCAUAGCUCAGCCUUCUCUCAGUUCAGAGGACAGUCAGGACCCAUCUUCUCAGCAUUAUGUCCUUGAGAGGCAGGUGCAGCUCAAUUCAGAUCAGAACAUGGUAAUCAAAAUUAAACCACCACCAAAAUCUGACUCAAUUGUUGACUCUGAUACCUAUCGGGCAUCAGUCGAUGAUAAUGAAGGGAGUCACAGGAUUGACCAAAGGCCUAAGGAAGGUGAGGGAGAUCCCCCAGGGGGUAAGUUACAAGGCUCUCGGCCAACAAAACUUGAGGGUAGUAGCAGUAAGGAGGAUCCUCUUUUGGUCUGUCUCAAAGAACCUGGCAAGCCCCGGGUUGUGAGGUCUAUGGGCAUUACUCCUGGGGGCUCUCAUGAACCCCGAAGGACUGUUAGUGAAAGUGCCAUUGUAUUAAAGUCCAAACCUACUUCUUUCCAGUCUCCUCGUUCAGGCCUUGGAAGGAAACUGGGAUGCUCUCUUCCAUCCAGUUUAGGCUUACAACACUCUGUGUCAGACAGAGACUCUCUCCUUAGUCACACAAGCAGCCCUACUCAGGCAGAAGUAUCUGUUACUAUAAGGAAGCAGGGUCACUCACCUAAACAAGUCAGAGAGAACUGUUUGCUGGUGCCUUGCAGGACUAAUAAAUUUCGGAAAAACAACUAUAGAUGGGUUAAUAGCUCAGUGAAGAACCCAAGGGCCAUUAGAAGAUAUUCUAGCCCAAGGACAGCUCCUGAGACCUCUCGAAAGGUAUCCUUUGGAACUUAUGAAAGAGCUGGGAAAUCACAACUCAGAGCUGACCUAGAUACCAAGUCAAAGAAGGCAUCAAUGACAUCCAAACCUGGAACCUCAACCAGCAAGUACAAAUGGAAAGCCUCUAGCCCGGCAUCUUCAUCUUCAUCCUCUUUCCUUUGGCAUUCUGAUCCUGCGGGCAGAGAUAGGCCCUCCCAUCCCUCUGCAGGAGAUUCAAGAACUCCUAUUCUGAAUAGAGCAGGAGUGGGAGCCAGUGGAUUAAAAACUCCCUAUGGUGAAGCACCCCUCUCGCCUUACAAAGUAAAGAGCCGAACCAAGAUCAUUCGGAGGAGGGGGGGUACAAGCCUUCCUGUUGAUAAGAAGAGCAGUCCUUCAUCAUCUGGUACACCAAAGAACCAUUAUAGCCUCCGGAGGAGAAAUAGCCUUCGGGGGAAAGUCACUCCUGUUCUGAAGAGGACUCCAAACAAAGGGCUUGUGCAGAUUACCAAGCACCGGCUGUGUAGGCUGCAGCCAUCCCGGAGUACUGUACCUGCUAAGGAAGCACCAGCCUUACAUGCCUUACGGACUUCUCCAUCCAACAAAGUGAUUAAGACCCGUUACAGGAUAGUGAAGAAGAAUUUUCCAUCUUCAUUCAGUCUUCCAGCUUUCAACAUUCCUAGUUCCACGUGGAAAGCCAGACGACUUACAGCAUCCAGGACACUCAUACUGAAUAGAAUGCGACACUCAGCCCUGAGUGGGAAAUCUCAGACAAGUCCGCCAACAUGGAAGAGCAAGGGCUACCGGUGUAUCGGAGGUGUCAUGUACAGGGUGUCUGCAAACAAGCUUUCCAAGACCUCAGGCCGGCCUCAGGAUGGGAACAGCAAACAUCUUCUAAGAGGAGGUGACCUGGGCAAUUAUUGAAAACUGGAUCAUAUUGGAAGUUCAAGUCGCUCAAUUGCCAGCCGAGCCAUCCAACGAAGUCUGGCUAUCAUUCGCCAGGCCCGGCAGAAGAAGGAGAAGAAGCGGGACUACUGCAUGUACUACAAUCGCUUUGGAAAGUGCAACCGGGGCCAGCAUUGCCCCUACAUUCAUGACCCUGAAAAGGUGGCUGUGUGUACCAGGUUUUUACGGGGCACAUGCAAGAAAACCGAUGGGACCUGCCCAUUUUCCCACCAUGUCUCCAAAGAGAAGAUGCCUGUGUGUUCAUACUUCCUAAAAGGGAUCUGCAAUAAUAGCAACUGCCCAUACAGCCACGUGUAUGUGUCAAAGAAGGCAGAGGUCUGCGUGGACUUCCUCAAAGGCUACUGCCCCAUGGGAGAAAAGUGCAAGAAAAAGCACAUGCUCCUGUGCCCAGACUUCUCCCGGAAGGGGAGCUGCCCCAGAGGCCUACAGUGCCAGUUGCUCCACCGGCCCAGAAAGCGCCUCAACAGACGGUCUGUUCCACCCCAUCCUCCUGAGACCAGUGACUCACCCACCAAGUGGAAGAGAGUGCGGAGUGCUGCCCCCAGGAAGUACAUGUCUCCAAAAUCCCAGACCAGGAAUAUCUCCAGCUCCUCCUCCUCAUCUUUCCUGUCAUCAUCAUCAGCAUCUUCCUCAGCAUCUUCAGAUGCAGAGGAUUCACAUCUAGGGAAUACGGAGGCAUCAGGUUCCAGGAACCUCUCCAAGCUGCCCUCCUACAUCUCUUUGCAGUCUUCAUCUAGCCCUCGGGGCCACUCGGCUUCCCGAGCACGUAGGAAGAGCCCAGCCAAAGAGGAGACGGGGAAGCCACUGCAAAUCAAGCCUCGACUCUGAGUUGCCCAGGGCCCGGCCCACAAGACGACGGCAUCGCCCCUCAGGAAGC
Molecule: messenger RNA, 2851 nt
Organism: Gracilinanus agilis (Agile Gracile Mouse Opossum)
Lineage: Eukaryota; Metazoa; Chordata; Mammalia; Didelphimorphia; Didelphidae
Gene: ZC3H3
Product: zinc finger CCCH-type containing 3
Exons: 13
Cellular component (GO): nucleus
Molecular function (GO): metal ion binding
Source: RefSeq, a predicted model, not a curated record